Molecule: messenger RNA, 963 nt
Organism: Euleptes europaea (tarantolino)
Lineage: Eukaryota; Metazoa; Chordata; Lepidosauria; Squamata; Sphaerodactylidae
Product: olfactory receptor 14A16-like
Exons: 1
Coding region: 13-963 (316 amino acids)
Biological process (GO): G protein-coupled receptor signaling pathway
Cellular component (GO): membrane
Molecular function (GO): olfactory receptor activity; G protein-coupled receptor activity
Source: RefSeq, a predicted model, not a curated record
AUUGAGGGCAAAAUGGCCAAUCUUACCUCCCCAUCUGACUUUCUGCUCCUGGAAUUCUCAAAUAUUCAAGAACUACAGAUGUUACACUUCUUUGUGUUCCUGGCAGUAUACUUGACUGCAAUGACCGGCAACCUGAUCAUCAUCCUUUCAGUAGCCCUCGAUCACCAUCUACACACUCCUAUGUACUUCUUCCUAAUGAACUUGGCCAUUCUGGACAUUGGUACAAUUUCGGUUACGAUACCCAAAUCUAUGGCCAACUCCCUCUUGAACAGCAGGUCGAUUUCUUACUCUGGAUGUGUAUCUCAGGUUUUCUUUCUCUUCUUCUUCGGAGGUUCCGACUUUGCCAUCCUAAUGGCAAUGUCGUAUGAUCGCUAUGUUGCCAUCUGCAAACCACUGCAAUAUGAAACAAUUAUGCACAGAGGAGUCUGCAUGCAGAUGGCAGGAAGUGCAUGGAUCAGUGGUAUGAUUUAUGCCCUAGUACACACGGCUGGAACUUUUGCCAUCACCUUCUGCUCUGAUAUGGUCAAUCAGUUCUUCUGUGAGGUCCCAAAGUUACUAAAGCUCUCCUGCUCUGAUCUAUACUUAGUUGAAAUUGGCCUGCUUAUUUGUAGCUUUAUCAUAGUGUUGGGAUGCUUUAUCUUCAUUGUUUUAACCUAUAUGGAGAUCGUCGCAACGGUGCUCAGAAUUCCUUCAGUGAAGGGUCGGAAAAAAGCCCUCUCCACUUGCCUUCCCCACCUCACCGUGGUGUCUCUGCUUGUUUUCACUGGGAUGUUUGCUUACGUGAGACCUCCAGCUAGCACAUCAUCCGAUCUCGAUAUCGUUUUCGCAGUAAUCUAUGCUAUACUCCCUCCAUUGCUCAAUCCAUUCAUCUACAGCAUGAGAAACAAAGAGAUUAAGACUGCUUUGCUGAAGUUGUUCAGUUCUGGGCAUUUUUUUGUAAUCACCAACAAAGCUGUUCCAUGA